Molecule: messenger RNA, 4483 nt
Organism: Micropterus dolomieu (smallmouth bass)
Lineage: Eukaryota; Metazoa; Chordata; Actinopteri; Centrarchiformes; Centrarchidae
Product: cerebellar degeneration-related protein 2-like
Exons: 6
Coding region: 302-1783 (493 amino acids)
Source: RefSeq, a predicted model, not a curated record
CGUCUGUAGGAUCUGCAGCAGCUGCAGCUGCAGCGGCGGCUGGUCUGUGGACCGGGAUGGGCCGGUGCUGGGCGGUGGGGGGAUGAGAGGAAAAGGUGGGAGUGACCGAGGAGAGGGAGGAAAGAGGAAACACGUAGAGCCCUGGUAGAGCCACAACACAACACUCCCUGAGUGAGAAAAAAAAGAAGCCUGUGCGCAGAUCCAGCCUGAAGGAGCGAACUGCCUUCUGGAGGAGCAGCCCGCGGGAGCAUCUAUUGUUCGGAUAGAGGGGCUUGUUUCUGCGGUUUUCCUGGGGUCACCCAUGGUAAGCUCAGGGACAAUGGAGGAAUUCGUAACCGAAGAGGAAGAGCCGUGGUACGACCAGCAGGACCUGGAGCAGGACCUCCACCUGGCGGCAGAACUGGGGAAGACUCUGCUGGAGAGGAACAAGGAGCUGGAGGACUCCCUGCAGCAGAUGUACAUCACUAAUGAAGAGCAAGUGCAAGAGAUUGAAUACCUAUCAAAGCAGCUGGAUGUUCUUCGGGACAUGAACGAGCAGCAUGCCAAAGUGUACGAGCAGCUGGACGGGACCGCCAGAGAGCUGGAGCGCACGAACCUCACACUGGUGAUGGACAGCAAGGCCUCCCAGCAGAAGAUAGGGAGGUUAACAGGGACCAUUGAGGCUUUGCAGAACCAGGUGGAGUCUCUCUCAGGGCAGGUGGAGCAGCUUCGCUCCAUGGAGCAGCUGCGAGUCAGGAGGGAGAAGAGGGAACGACGCAAGACCAUACACUCCUUCCCUUGCCUGAGGGAGCUUUGCACAGCACCCAGGUAUGAGGAUGAGUUUGUAGUCGGCAGGGCUGAGAGUUUUUCCGUGGAUGUGAAGCCUCAACCGUUUGAAGAGGAGAACCAGCACCUAAGGGAGGCGGUGUCGGCCCUUCGAGCGGCUGUCCGGACAGAGAGGGGGCGUAGAGAGGGGGUGGAGAGGGAGUGCAACCUCCUACUUGCAGAAUUCUCCCGGCUGCAGACACGAGUCCAGGACGCUGAGAGCUGCCAGGGGAGGGUACGGGAGCUGGAGGUGGAGCUACAGGAGCUGCAGCAGCUACGUCGCGCUCGGAAUUUCCUGCUGAGCAGCGAGGACGACGGCGUGACUCUUACCCAGACUGUCCUCAAUAACACCCCAGAGACUGACACCUUCCUGGAGGUGGAGGUCGGGGAGACGGGAGGAGGUGUGAGGGAGGAGAGUGAAGGGGGAGGAGGUGUGGGAGGUGAGGCGCUCCCUGAGUCCAGCCCUGUGAGGAAAAGCUGCAGCGACACGGCGCUCAACGCCAUCGUGGCCCGCGAUGCGUCCGGCCGCAGGAGAGGCAGCUACGCCCUCCACGCCAACAGUGUGAGGAAGAGAGGGAUGUCCAUCCUCAGGGAGGUGGAUGAGCAGUACCACGCCUUACUGGAGAAAUAUGAGGAGUUGUUAGGGAAGUGUAGGCGCCAUGAGGAGAGCCUGUGUCACGCUGGGGUCCAGACUUCCAGACCGGUUUCCCGAGACCCGUCCAUGAAAGACUGUGCUAUGGGCCCCACCCCGGCGCCUCCCCCUACCCCCACCCAGUCGCCGUCCACCCCCGAGGCCAUUGAGAGCAUCAGCAAGCAGGUGGAGGCGGUAGAUAAGAGGCUGGGACAGAACACUCCAGAGUACAAGGCCCUUUUUAAAGAGAUCUUCUCUCGUAUCCAAAAGACCAAGAUGGACAUCAAAGCUACCAAAGCUGCUAAAUCUAGCAAAUCUGGCAAGUCUGGCAAGUCUAGUAAACAGUAAAGGUACAAUGAUUGGCUCUAGAGAGGACAAUUAUGCCAUUUCAGUGUAAAGGGCUGAAGUUUGUGAACAGGGGCUUGGUGUAAACAUUCUUAGAGGAAGCUAUUUUGGAAAGAAACUAAAUUCAAGUACAAGUCAAUUCAAUGGAGAUCAAAUCAGAGCGUGCCGUUUUAAACCAGAUCUGAAACCUUAAAAUCUGAUCUGCAUGUGAUCAAUUUUAAAACUCUUCGAUAUUCAGUCACACCUAUUAAACGUGAAUGAAUUACUAGUUUAGAACUAGUUUGAUUUCACCCCCGUCCUGUUCUUUUAUUCAAUGUUCCUACUGAAUAGUGGCUUCACUGCCUUACUACUUUUAGAUUAUAUACCACAAUAAUACAAUAAUAGCAAUAUGCCUCUCAUGAGCUUCACAAGUGCACUAAAUGUUAAAGCUUCACAAAAUAAAACAAUAGAAAAUGGCAUCUCUGAUGAAAACAUGAGUGGAAAUCUAAAUCUAAUAUUAACAUGAACUGUAUCUGUUAAGUUUAUUAUAAUGGACUCUACUAACAUUUGUGUGAUUACAGCAAGAAAGACAAAGAUCGAUCCUCUCAGGCCACAGUGCAGUCUCGAGGUGCUAAUAAUUCUCUUCCAAUUACAUUUAUCACUUUACAAAUACACACUGUUCAAAAUAAGCCUUUAGUCUGGAAGAUUAGGAGGAUUAAUCUCUCUUGCACCAUUCUCUGUUUGAUCUUACUGCUUUUUUAAAGUUUGUGGUGCCUCGCCCUUUUAUCUAGAGAUUUCGAGGAAUGGCUUUAUUCCUGAGUUUGAUUAAAAGAUUGACACCACUCAUGUCUAAAAUGUAAAUAUGAAGCUACAGCAUGCAGCCGUUUAGCUUAGCAUAAAGAUUGGUAACAAGGUUAACAGCUAGCCUGGCUCUGUCCACAACACAUUUCUCGGCCAGGAGCUGAAAACACAAGCUCUUGUUUUUACACUUUGUUUUUUGAAUGGAUUGUCUGAACAAGAUUUAAUGUGUUAGUUAGCGAGCUUUACAGGUGUAUUUUGGUAGCUUUGGACAGAGCCAGGCAAGCUGUGUUCAGUCUUUAGCUAAGCAAGCUAACCGGCUGCUGGCUGUAGCAUGAUAUUUAGCAUUCAGACAUGGCAGUGGUAUCAAUAUUCUCAUCUGUAGGCAAGAAUAAGCAUAUUUCUUAAAACAUUGAACUAUGGUGGACUAAUGUUGAUUACUGUAAUACUUGUGUUUAUGUUCUUCUUUCAUUCAAAGUGCUCAGAUACCUUUGGAGAUCAAGUGAAAAAGGGAUGCUAACUUUAUAACUUCAGGAAAGGAACCCAGACUGGAAACUUAUUUUACAUUUAUGAAUAAAAUACGCUCUCCCUCCACUGUGUUAAAGUCACUUCAGCUCUCUUAUGAGUACUGAAGUGUGUCAACUGGACAACGUCAGCCCUUUGGUAAUAGCUCAAAGAGAUACAGGAAGCAUUGUUUAUCUAUAAUAGUGAGUGAUAUCUACAGUAACGUUAUAGGCUAUAGUUUAGAUAGAUAAACCCGUUUGUGUUUUGAAUGUGUAGGAGUGAUGAUCCCACUAAAUGCUAAAGAGCUGCUGUCUUGCAGAAGACAAUCUCUGCAGAUUUGUAUUUUCACUAUUUCCUGGGCAUUACGGGCACUCAUCAUGUGGAACAUAAACAUUUUGACGGCUGUGAAGCUGAGAAGUCAUAUGAUGGUUUUGCACCAUAUACGGUAUAAAGAAAAACCUCCAGUGGUGAAUGAAAUAUUCUUAGGAGCUUUUGUAUACAAGUGUUGAGACUAUUUUCCUUUAAUUAAAGCUAGACAGACACACUAUACAGUAGAAUAACCAGUAAGGCUUCAAACCAGGGCUUUGUCUAACACCUAGCAGUCUUGCCAAACUAUAAAACUAACCUGCAAACAUAUUGCACCUUUUUUCACAAUAUACAAAACCUUUGCCUUUUUCUGGGUAACCUCGUAUGAAUAAACCUUUGUUAUAAUGAAUGUUAUUACAGCUAAUUUUAUAUCUAAUUCUUCAGCAAAGAUUAAACAUAGCCACGCUUUAAACCUCUCACAUGUGACACAGCUGACACCUAAUGGGACCCCACACUCGUGUUUGAGGCUGAUGUGUGUAAAAUGACUGAAGGGUGGAUGAUUGGCUGGUACUGAAAUCAGAGAGGAAUCCCGUUACCUCCAGAUAAAGUAAAGGACAAUUUACUGCUGCAGCAAUUGAAUGCUGUUGGACAACUGUGAGGUUUAUUUGAGGAUAAAAUUCCUGUCUUUCAGAAUGAUGCAAGAGCAUGGAGGGAGGAAUGUGUGUUAGCAGAGACAAAACAAUGCCAAACCAGAGCCUGUUAUCAUUUGUAAAGGCUCAUGAGGUUUCUGUACUGUAAUGUCUUACCUAUUGCACUUGAAAAUGUUUGACGCCUCAUUCUUUGCAUAUUUAGGAUAGCUAAUAUGAAAUUGUACCCGUGUAUUUAUUUGUGUGAAUGUUUCUUAAUAUAUUUUUUUUUACUUUUUCAGUGCCUAUAUGUGAAUGUCACUAACAUCAGUUGUCAGAAUAAACCUAUUUCAUGCUUUACUUAUAUUAUCUUAUGUAUGCAUUAUUAGUUAAUAAGAUAUUGGCAUUAAAGUUGAGUCUGCUCUGGUAUUAGUUCAUAUCAUUACUGAACUAAGACCUUCUUUACCGUGUUAAUAAAGCAUUGAUGCAA